CAGCUGAUUAAGAUGGCGCUCCGGCCCGGAUCAGGGGGAGGUGGCAGUUUUAUGUACCCUGUUGGAGGGGGACUGGGACCACCACAAGGAAUGAUGCCCAUGCAACAGCAGCAGCAACAGCAGGGCUUUCCUAUGGUCCCUGUCAUGCAACCCAACAUGCAAGGCAUGAUGGGAAUGAACUUCGCCGCACAGAUGCCUGCCGCUGCCAUGCCCAUGCAGGGUGGGCUGGCCAUGGGGAUGCAGGCGCCAGGCAUGCAGUUCAUGGGUCGACCCCAGUUUAUGGGCAUGAGGGCCCCAGGACCUCAGUACCCUGCUGACCUGCAAAAACAGAUGGCAGAGGAGCACCAGAAGCGUUUGGAGCAGCAACAGCGCAUGCUGGAGGAAGAUCGGAAAAGGAGGCAGUUUGAAGAGCAGAAGCAGAAACUUCGGCUGCUGAGCAGCGUCAAACCCAAGACUGGGGAGAAAAGUCGAGAUGACGCGCUGGAAGCCAUUAAAGGGAAUUUAGAUGGCUUUAGCAGAGACGCCAAGAUGCAUCCCACACCAUCCGCAGGGUCUAAAAAAACAGACUCAUCGCCAUCUCACUCCUCUGUCCCACCUCACUCCGUCUCCCCUGCUUUCGCAGAGGACGACGACGAGUUUAGUGACUUUAUACAGGGGCCCGUUGACGCCCCCUUUCCUUGUUCUUCCCUCCCUUUGCCCUCGUCCUCCACAGCUGUCAGUAAAUCUCCUUUAGAAGCAGCCGCGGGGCCGCGGCCCUCUUCUAGCCCUGUCCCCUUCUUACAUGCACCCUCACUGCCCCCCUCCACUGCCCCCCACCACUCUUCUGUCAUCUCCAGCUCACAAUCUGCAUUCCAAGGCCCGUCUUUGGAGGAAAAGCUCUUGUGCUCGUUCGAUUUAACAGCUGAUAAAAAGGCACAGGUUAACUUCAGGUCCCGACAGGCCAUAUCUGAGCUCACACCCAAAUCUCAAGUCAUGGUCCAGUUCCACAGCAGCCCCAAAGCCCGUAACUGGGCCCAGCGCUCAGAUGAUCUCAGCACUGCCUUUACGGUCGAGACGAUCACUGAGCCUCUACCUGCUCCAGCAGCUCCUACAGCGGUGGCAUCUCCACCAGGGAUCCAUCAGGAAUCAGGUGUCUGCGGUGUUGGUGUUUAUCCUCAACAAGAAAUACAGUCCAUGUUGCCAGCCUGGCUCUACAAUGACGCGCUCAUUCCAGACAUGUUUAAGAAAGUUCUGGAGAUGACCAUGACUCCAGCAGGCAUCGACACGGCCAAACUUUACCCCAUCCUGAUGUCAUCUGGUCUGCCCAGGGAGGCUCUGGGUCAGAUCUGGGCCUCAGCCAAUCGAACCACGCCAGGGAAGUUAACCAAAGAGGAGCUGUACACUGUACUGGCCUUAAUUGGAGUAGCACAGAGCGGGCUUCCGGCGAUGAACCCGGAUAUACUCGGUCAGUUCCCCUCCCCUCCUGUGCCCAACUUGCCUGCGAUGGCUAUGGCAAUGCCUGCCGUUCUGGCCCACCAGCAGCCCAUGAUUCCCCCUGCCGGUCCUGCUGUCAUGCCCAUGGCUCCAAACCCGCUGGCGCAACCUCCCAGCAGCUUCGUCGCCAACUUUCCUCCUGUCCAGGGAACCAAGGUGGAUGAUGAUGAUUUCCAGGACUUCCAGGAAGCCCCCAAAACAGGAGACGAUUCAUUUACAGAUUUCCAAGGAGACACAGGCGGAACGUUCUCCAGCGUGCCCACUUCUCAAAGCAGCAUUCCUGUUAUGCUGACUCCAGUAUCGGGCUCUUCAUCCACCUCUACCUCUGAUAAAUAUGCAGUGUUCAAAAACCUGUCAGUGGAGCAAACAACAGAACCCACACCCCCUGCUUCAGAUCCUGAAGACAAAUACAGUGUGUUCAGAGAGCUCGAGCCAUCAGACAGAAAGCCAGUUGGAGAAGGGUUUGCCGAUUUCAAGUCAGUUGGUGCCGACGACGGCUUCACCGACUUCAAAACGGCCAACAGCACAUCUCCACUAGACCCACCAGACCAGACCAAGACAUUCCAGCCUGCUUCUUUCCCUCUUCCUUUUGGCCCCUCUCACUCUCUUCAGCAGUCUCAGUCACAGCCAGCUCCUCUGGCUCCAGCCCCUCUGGCUGUGCCCAAGAACCCUCUAAACAUGGCAGACCUGGACCUUUUCUCCUCCAUAAAUCCCCCUUCCACUGUCGACCCCAAGUCCUCUUCUGCUUCUUCUGCAUCCGCAGUCCCUCCGCUGCUUCACCCUUCCGCAGGCCCUAAACCCGAUGACUUUGGCGACUUUGCACUCUUCGGUUCCUCUUCUUCAUCAUCUUCAGCCUCUGAGGCAGCUGCAUCAGCCUCCAGAGUAGCUGGAGGAGGAGGAACAGUGGCAGUAGCACAGGACGACUUUGCUGACUUCCUUGCGUUCGGAAGCUCUGGGAAGCAGCAGAACGAGAUCACCAAGGAGAGCGACGACUUCGCUGAUUUCCAGUCAUCCAGGUUCCUGGUGGACAAGAUGGCGGCCUUCAAGCAAACCAAGGAGGACUCGGCUUCGGUCAAGUCACUGGACCUGCCGUCUAUCGGGGGCAGCAGUGCGGGAAAGGACGACUCUGAAGACGCACUUUCUGUGCAGCUGGACUUGAAGUUGGCUGACGUUGCCGGAGAGCUGAGGCACGGUGCGUCCGACAGUUCAUUAGACCUACCGGGCCUGAGCUCCCAUCAGCCCCCUGCUGCAGACGCAGACGACAUGAAGUUUGACCCCUUCGGGAGCACUUCAAGUGGUGGCCCAGCCACCAACGACAGGUCGGACAAAGACGACACAUCCUCAGUUCAGAGCACCAAACUGCCCGUGCUGCACUCCUCCGCCGUCCUCCACAAGAAAGAGACUUCUUUCGGAAGCUCCGAGAACGUAACCCACACCACACUGGCUAAAGUCACCACGUUCCCCAUCGAAGAUUCCGGGUUUGCUGACUUCGCCGACUUCAGCUCCGCUCGCCCAGCGGCCGGAGGAGACCACACCAACAAUGACUUUGGCGACUUCGCCAGCACCGUUUCCGAGAAAUCAGAUUCAGUGGAAACGGGCCUUGAGGGAACCCAGUCUGAAGUGUCUGAUGAUUUUGGAGCGUUCCAGGCUGAUAAGCCUAAAUUUGGGAAAUCUGACUUUUUGAAAGCCAGCGCUCAGCCCAAAGUCAAAUCCAGUGAGGAGAUGAUCAAGAACGAGCUCGCCACCUUUGAUUUGUCGGUGCAAGGUUCUCAUAAGCGCAGCCACAGUCUAGGAGAGAAGGAGAUCUGUUCCACACCUUCUCCGGCUCCCGAGCAGCUUUUCCGUGACCGCUCCAACACCUUAAAUGAGAAACCUGCACUGCCAGUCAUCCGGGACAAAUACAAGGACCUCACAGGCGAGGUCGAGGAGAGCGAGCGCUAUGCAUAUGAAUGGCAGAGGUGCUUGGAGAGUGCUCUACAGGUGAUCACUACGGCCAACAACACCCUUAAUGGCAUCAGCAGCUCCACCGUGUGCACUGAGGUCAUCCAGUCAGCACAGGGCAUGGAAUACCUGCUGGGUGUAGUCGAGGUGUACCGUGUGGCCAGGCGGGUGGAGCUGGGUAUCAAGGCCACGGCUGUGUGCUCGGAGAAGCUACAGGAGCUGCUGAAGGACAUCAGUCGUGUGUGGAACAACCUGAUGGGAUUUAUGUCUCUGUCCAACCUCACACCUGAUGAGAGCUCUCUGGACUUCUCAUCCUGUAUCCUGAGGCAUGGCAUUAAGAAUGCGAAGGAGCUGGCCUGUGGAGUGUGUCUGCUUAACGUGGACUCUCGCAGCAAGGCACCAACAAAAGAUACUGGCGUGAUAUUAAGGGCUUUUAACUCGGAGACGGAUAACUUCAAGCUGACGUACGGUGGGCACCAGUACCACGCCAGCUGCGCUAACUUCUGGAUUAACUGUGUGGAGCCCAAGCCGCCAGGCCUCAUUCUUCCUGACCUGCUGUGAUUCCCCCAUAUUGUCUCCACCGCUGCUGAACCCUGGAUGAACCUCACUCUCGUUCUUAUUUAUGUUUUCUUCUCUUUAUAACCCAUCAUGCUCCGACUCCUGCACUGACUCCUGGGCUGAGAUGGCACUUCGAUUCCUGUGAAUGUUUGUGGAUGAAAGAAAAUUGUCUUACUGUAAUGAAAUGGAUUAAGCUUAUUAUCUUUGGAACUUGGACUGCAUCAGAGAGGCAGCGCUGCCGGGGUUUGAACUACUGAAGGAUAUCAUUCUGUCUAAAGUCUCAGUGAAUUAAAUUAUAUCUUUUAUUAAGUUGCAUGAAGUGAAUCAACCAUGAUGUGUAUUUCUCUGCUCGUUAUUGACUACUCAGUUAUUAGAUCCUGUUUUCAGAAGUCUGAUCAUGACACUUGUUACUUUGCUGGAAUGUUAUUGGCUGGAUCUUGAAACAAAGAAUGUAAAAUUCUCUAAGAACUAGUUUUUAGCUGUUUUAUAAAAGCAGGAGCUGCUUAAAUGACUGACUUUAGCAUUUUUGAAAUUGUGAUGCCAUCUUCGGAUGGCUUUUCAUUUUUGUGUUAUUUUAAAUGAAUGGAUUUAAAAAUGAACUGUUUUUUCAGCCUGAACUUUCUCUCUCUGUCUCACUAAAACUCCAGCUGUUGCAGUGAUUUUAUGUCUAGCAGUUACUGAGUGCUAAUAGCAUGUCUGUGCUAGAGAGUGAUGUUUUGGCUAGUACUGUGUUGAUUAAAAUGCUGUGUAUAAUU
This is a messenger RNA of Trichomycterus rosablanca, 4727 nucleotides long. RefSeq names its product synergin, gamma (gene synrg). Gene Ontology annotation, molecular function: protein binding. The coding region runs from base 13 to 3975 and encodes 1320 amino acids. NCBI's taxonomy places the organism in Eukaryota, Metazoa, Chordata, Actinopteri, Siluriformes, Trichomycteridae. The transcript is spliced from 23 exons. The record is from RefSeq and is a predicted model, not a curated record. Gene Ontology annotation, cellular component: clathrin coat of trans-Golgi network vesicle.